UAUGGUUUAAUAGUUUCUCUGUUCAUUCUGCUUGACUAUGCGUGGGAAGGACAGGUGGACUGUCUUGCCCAGACUUGAGUUUCUCUGGCAGCCCUUCCUUUUAGCCUGAGGACAAAUCCCACAUUCUUUAUGAAGACUGCAAUACGCUCCAUAGCAACAGAUCAGUGUAGAGGCACUGUGGGUCCUGGAUGUUUUUAGCCUACGGUAGCUUAGCACAAAACCUAGCUCCAGUGGAAAAAUGGUUCUUAUAACAACUCCAAAUCUGUGUUGUUAUUUGAUUGAUGUUUCAUGCGGAUACCUCACAUGGUGUACUAUGGAGAUUUGUAAUUAAGGGCCUAAGGUUCACUACACCAAUUCCUCAAAGCACCAGGAAGACUGUCUGUUCCCCAACAGCUGAGGAGCUUAGCCAUUGCUUGAGCCUGCACUGCCUCUGUGUGGCUUAUAUUAUAAGGCAGUCCUGGACAGCUGCUGUUAGACUCUGCUUUUAGUCAGUAUCAUUGGCUACUGAGAAGUUUUGAUAUAAGGCACACUAAAUUAUUUGGACUAUCUUGGCUCUCUCCAAAAGGAUUAAAGGCUUUAGGUUUUUUGUAUAAUCACACCCUUGAAAAUCCUCCUCUAAGAAGAGCAUGAUAUUGACUAUAUACUGUAUAUGAAACACUGAGGGGCAAAAUGCUACUUAGAAUAAGAAAAAUUCACAACAGAAUUCACACAGGGAGUAAAAGAAAGAGGUUGGCUGACAAUGGUGUCGCUCAUAAUUUAGGUUCCGGAAAAUAAUCACCCACCACUGACGUGACUGUUCAAAUCACAAAUAGUGCAGUAGUUCCAGAAAACUGUAUUGCCGAGUUUGGCUUGACAUGGUUUCUGAAAUAGGAAGAAUAAACAAAAGACAAACCGUUAAACCUAAUCAUUGUAAAUAACAUGGCAUGCACCGCUAAGCUUAGCACAGCCACAAGGUGGAACCAUUAGGGCCACAAUGGUGACAGCUACCUACACUAAAUCAUCCCAUUUCAGAGAAUAGCUAACAGUUAGCAGCAAAUAACUACCAAGACAUUUAAUUGUAUAACCGACAGGUAGGACAGCAAGACUACAGACUGAAUAAAACAAAUAUUAACCUGUGGACAUAAUACCUGACGAAGCUUACAGGCUUACAGACUAUGAAUUCAACAAUACAUUGGGACCAAACAGAGGCCCAUUGAAUGUAGUACCAUUAAGCACAAGCUCUACACAGGUGGAAGCUAACACAGCAGUGACUCAAUUGCUCAUUAAGUGAGCCUAUUAGUACGUAGAGCAGUAACAGAAAUGAAACUGAAGUAUAAUCACCAAAACAAGGAUUAAUACUGCACAUACGCCAUAGCAAUAUGUAACGUAAUGUACUUAAUGGAGGCACGCAACAGUCAAAUAAAGGAAAUAACACCCGUUUUGGGCUUAAUUGGCCUAACUACUAGAACUCAGAAAAAACUCUCCCAUUGCCUUCCUGAACCUGAACCUGACGAAACAUACCACUCUAAAGGGGGAGGUGGAACAUACCACUCUAAGAGGGGAAUAGUCCAAGUGAUGUGGCCCUUGUAACAGGGAGGUACAAAUAAGUAGCUGUAACCCAUUUUUGCCCAUAGCUUCAACAAAGAGGCCACAUUGUUGUCCAUUUGUGAAGAAAAGCCCAAAGAAAAGCUUAUCCAUAAUCCACAUAUGUAAGCUCCCCUGGAAUGUGUAGUUAAGUAUUCAGUGGUUCCUUUGGUGUUUCACACUAACUUCUAAGCACUUGCUUGCUCGGAGCUACUUCACGUUAAACAGGUAUGUUACACAUCAAUUUUGCAUGUAAUUUAAAGAAUUUCCUUUUUUAAGGGAGAACUUUAAUGUAAAUAAUACUUUAUUCAAUUGUAUUUUAUGGCGUUUUUAGCCAGAUUUCUUUAACAGAGUGAUUAUUAAUUAUGUUUUAUCUAUGCUUUCCCUUCAGGUCAAAGAUGCCCCCCCUCAGAUAUGCAACUUCUCUUCUCCUAUUAUCUAUCAUGUUUUUGUCAUGGAGAAUUUGUCAUGGACGAAAGAUUUUAAUUGUUCCUUUAGAGGGAAGCCACUGGGUGAACAUGGACAUCAUGAUCAAAGCUCUCCACUCUCGAGGACACUCUAUUGAUGUGGUACGAACCAGUAAAAGCUGGUAUAUCCAGGAUGACUCUCCGUGCUACAAGACAAUCACAGUUCCUAUCUCUGAAGCCUUUAAUCACGACUUUAUUAACCCGAUCCUGAAGAAGGUCAUUGACAUAGAAAGGGGGGAGAGCUCAGUUUUGAGCUUUGCAAGUUUGCAGGCUGAGAUGUUUUCUGCGAUGUUUAACAUGCAUAGAAUAAUGUGCAAAAUGGCUACUAACAUGUUUGAAGAUGAAGACUUAAUGAAUACUUUAAAGGACAGAAAGUAUGACCUGGUCCUAACAGAUCCGGCAUGGGGUGCAGGCAUAAUGUUGGCUCAUGCUCUUAAGCUGCCUCUGGUCUAUAAUGUGCGGUGGAUAACUAGCGGAGAGGGACAUAUGGCCAUUGCGCCAUCUCCUUUAUCUUAUGUCCCAUUGACCGGCUCAGGACUGUCAGACAAAAUGACUUUCAUUCAAAGAGUCAAAAAUCACCUUUUUUCUCUCAUUUGGCAAGCUCAGGAUGGAUUUUUUAUCCAUCCACAGUAUCAAGCUGUUUGUGACCAGUUCUUUGGCCCAGAGGUCAGAUAUAUUGACUUAUUGCAGGGAGCAGACCUGUGGCUGAUGAGAGUGGACUUUGUGUUUGAGUUCCCUCGUCCCACCAUAUGGCAGCACCACGCAGCUGUAACGGCCCGAAUCCCUAAUGACGGCACCUUCGAUGGUGAAGGUUGCCUCCAUCCGGGUGACAUUAAACGCUUGCACUUGGAGGAUGGUCUCAUUCCUCCUCAGUUGAAGGCCCAGCUAUUGAAAUAUCUGCAGGGAGAUAAUUGGCUGUGCGGCAAGAAGGACAAAAUGAGUGGAGAGAAAUAA
Messenger RNA from Anarrhichthys ocellatus (wolf-eel), 2984 nucleotides. Its product is annotated as UDP-glucuronosyltransferase 1-5-like. The record is from RefSeq and is a predicted model, not a curated record. The transcript has 3 exons. Gene Ontology annotation, molecular function: UDP-glycosyltransferase activity. The coding region runs from base 1929 to 2984 and encodes 351 amino acids. Lineage: Eukaryota; Metazoa; Chordata; Actinopteri; Perciformes; Anarhichadidae.